Molecule: messenger RNA, 7901 nt
Organism: Aphis gossypii (cotton aphid)
Lineage: Eukaryota; Metazoa; Arthropoda; Insecta; Hemiptera; Aphididae
Product: trithorax group protein osa-like
Exons: 18
Coding region: 746-6865 (2039 amino acids)
Biological process (GO): chromatin remodeling; regulation of transcription by RNA polymerase II; positive regulation of DNA-templated transcription
Cellular component (GO): nucleoplasm; SWI/SNF complex; brahma complex
Molecular function (GO): nucleosome binding; DNA binding
Source: RefSeq, a predicted model, not a curated record
CCGAGCCGAGCGUACACACUGUACGGCCGCCGUACAUUUUUGUUCCGUUCAGAGUCUACGGGAGAUAAUCGGUGAGUGUGCGCGGCGUAUUACUCGACCGAAAUUUAUUGGAAAAAAGGGUAUUGCAUAUACACACCACGGGCACGUAUGAUUUUCUAGUGUUGUUAUUAUUUUUCGUAUACGAAUUACGUGUGCUGUGCGCGGUCGACCGUGUGCGUGUACGCGAUUGUCGUUUGUGCAGUGUGUCGCGUUAAUAUUUUCCUCGUCGUCCGCGGGCCGAAUCGAAUUACCGCCGUAGAUUUCGUUUUCUCCGUUCGUGGCGUCCGUGUGCCGCCGCCGAUACACCGGGAUAGGAUAUUCGUCCGAGAGGUGCGUCGUAACCUUUUGCCGUCCUAACCUCGUUUCGCGUUUCUCGCCCGUCGUCUUUUUUUGUCGUUUUUCCCGUCGUCGUCGUCGUCGUUCGUUUCCCGUUGACGCACCGCCGCCGCCGCCGCCGCGCACACGCAGUGCCAACGAACGGGCCAUGUCCGAUGCCGGUGCGGACACCGACGACGUGCACGGACGCAGCGGACGCGUCAAGUGAUAAUAAUUAUGUACGGUGCGCCAUGUUCAAUAUUCGGUUUGCCGAGUGCAAACGGCUCGGGCAUAACGUAGCUGAUUCGUGUUAUUAUGUACUACGCUGGCGUUGACGGGUGGCGGCGGCGGGGUGUUGGCAAACGUUCUGCUGCCUGUAACGUCGUCUAACAUGGCUGCUACGCACGCGGAAAACCAGCCGGGCGGCGACGUGAACAAUCGCGACCAAGAUAGGCCGCUGGACGUGCCCGGUUUCCAGAACGGCAGCCACGAGCGCAGGGCGCCAAUGAGCGGCAGCGGCCUGAUGGCGCCGGAAUCGCCGAAAGGUAAGCAGCAACAGCAACAACAACAGCAGCAGCAGCAGCAACAGCAGCAGCAGGUGCCCACCAACCACCACAAUUACGACGGCAUGAGCAGCGGCAAUGGUGGUGGCCCGCUGUACGGCCGGCCGGAGCACGGCGACCAGCCGACCGGCGAUGGUGACAUGCCCAAAACUAAUAAUUUCGAACAAACGCCGCCCGACAAGGACGGAUAUCCGCCGCCUCCUCCUGGCGGCUAUCGCAACAGUUUUGGUCACCAUCAGCCACCUCCUGAACAGCACCAUGCCAAUAGCAAUGCGGAGCCCAACAGUUUUAGCCAGUUCAGGCACGCUUACCCCAAACCGAUGAUGCGGGUGCCCGGACCGCCGGGAACCAUGUUUCCCCAGCGGCAAUACUUGUCCGGCCAGAGUAUAUCUCAACCGACAGGACCUACACCCACGCUCAACCAGCUGCUGCAGUCAUCAAAUCCGGCGACGCGAUAUCAGAACAAUUACGGCAACGAAUAUCCCAAGCCCGAUGGUUCUCAACCGCCGCCGGUUCAAAACCAACAACAGCAACAUUACAACCAAACUUGGCCACCGCCAAGACAUAACAUGCCACCUUUUCCUCCUCAGCACGGCAUGCCUUAUAGAAAUAUGCCACCAUCGGCGAAUCCCAGAGGACCUACGCCUCCGCCGUCGCCUGGCCAUCAGGCUCAUUAUCCACCACCGCCGUCUUCGCCCACCGGAUACCAGCAGCACCAUCGGGUACCGCCUUUACACCAUCAGUAUCCACCGGGGCCACCGUCUCAGCAGCAGCAGCAGCAGCAAUCGCAGCAGCCGCCACCUCAUCAACAGGUACCUUAUGGCAGCUACCCGAACCAGCAACCGCCGGUCGAUCGUCAACAGCAGCAGCAGCAGCAGCAACCGCCGCCUCAACUUCCUCCACAACCGCCUCAACAACAACCCCACGGCGGUCUGGGGCAGACGACGUCGUCGCCGGCGUCGGCGAGCCCACCCGCUUUGCCUCCCGUGUCGCAGGGUCAAAAUGCCCAGCAACAUUCGUCGCCGACGCCGCCGCCACAACCUCAGCAGCAGCCACCUCAUCAGUCACCGCCGCAGGUUCAUCCGGAUUUGACAAGUCAAAACAGUAACGAUAGUAAUUGUGGUACUGGUGCUGGCAAUGGUGGCACUCCUUUGCGGCCAUCGCCGUCUCCUACAGGAUCUACUGGUUCGCGUUCCAUGUCGCCGGCUGUCACAGCACCGCCGGGUGGUGGACCGCCUCAACAACAACAGCAACAGAACAUUCCAAUGCCGCCUAGGCCACCAAGCAGUCAACAGCAGCCUGAUCCAGGGCAAGCUACUCAAAAUAAUAGAAUGAGUCAUUCGCCUAUGGGGCCACAACAAGGAUAUCAACAACAACCAUCCCCACAACCUCCAAGUGGAAUGCCUCAUAUGACGGGUCCUUCAUCUGGAGCACCAGUACAAAAUCCGUACAAAAUGCCUGGACCAAAUCCUUAUGGCCCCCCUCCACCUGUAUCAUCACAUAGUGGUUAUCCUUCACAACAGCAGCCUGCUCCGCCUAUGGGAUCAUACCCUCAACAACCUCCUGGUAAUUACGGUGCUAGACCUCCUGGUAUACCUUAUCAAGGGUAUCCACCACCUAAUAGUAAUGGUCCUCCACAACAAUACUCUCCUAGAGGUAUGCCGAUGCAUCAUGGACCCCCUCAUCAAUUUCCUCCUUAUCAAGGAUGGCCUGGUAGUGGUCCACCACAAGCACCACCUCCAUUAAAUAAUAGUCACCAUAGUGGUCCUGUUCAACCACCUACACCUACCAAAGUACCUCCCCCAUCAUCUUCCCCACAACAGCAGCAGCAGCAGCAGCAACAACAACAACAGCAACAACAGUCACCACAACAAACACAGCCUCAACAACACCAACAACCACCAAUUCAGCACCCUCCCCCUGCACAAUCACCAUUACACCAUCACCAUCCGCAUCACCCGCCCCCUCCGGGACCCCAUAUGCAUCCACAUGCUCAUCAAAUGCAUUCAAUGCAGCAAGGCACUUCUCCUGGACCACCUCCACCUGUCUCACCUGGUCCCAGGCCUCAUACACCACCUCAUCCACACUACCUCAAGCAACACUUACAGCAACAACAUAAAGGGCCUGGAGGCUAUCAGACAUCAGGUCCAAUCCCACCUAAUUCUGGGCCAGGAAAUUAUUUAAAUUCAAUGCCUCCACAUAGUAUGGGCCCACCAGCACCAGUUCAAUCAAAUACUGGUCCUCCAAUGGCACCACCAAACCCUUCAAUGAUGUCAGUUGAUCACGAAGUAUCACAACAACAGCAAAGUCUUAGUGGUGUUGUAACUUCUGUUGUUACUACUGGACCUGAUGGUACCGCUAUUGAUGAUGCAAGUCAGCAAUCGACUCUAUCUAAUGCCUCAGCAGCUUCUGGUGAUGACUCAAAUUGUACAACACCUAAAAGAAAAGAAAACAUGAGUGGUGGUAUGAUGUAUCAACAAGGAAUGGGUGGUAUUAUGGGACCACCAUGUUCACCUGCCCAUGAUGAGUACUCAAAUCCGGAUCCAAUGGCACCUGCUUGGCCUAGAGGACCUCCAUCUCAUAAUCCAGUAUUUAAUAGCCACAUAGCUCCUCAAAACGAACAUGUAUAUCGACCAAAGAAACAUGACAGCUUGAGUAAACUGUAUGAAAUGGAUGAUAAUCCAGAGCGGCGCAUUUGGUUGGAUAAAUUAUUACAUUUUAUGGAAGAAAGAGGAACACCAAUUUCUACAUGUCCUACUAUCUCCAAAAACCCUCUUGAUUUGUUCCGCUUGUAUAUAUAUGUUAAAGAGCGAGGAGGUUUCAUGGAGGUUUGCAAGGUAACAAAAAAUAAAAUAUGGAAGGAUGUUGCUGGUUUAUUGGGUAUUGGUGCAUCAUCUAGUGCAGCUUACACUCUAAGAAAACACUACACUAAAAAUUUGUUACCGUAUGAAUGUCACUUUGACCGUGGAGGCAUCGAUCCUAUACCUAUAAUCAAUCAAGUUGAAUCUUCCUCAAAGAAAAAAAGUUCUAAAGCAACAUCUGUGCCUUCUCCUGGUUCUGCAGGAUCUAAUUCACAAGACUCGUUACCAUCUGCACCAACUGCUCCAGGACCCGGUCAUGUAGAUGGUUACCCAGGAUAUGGAGGUUAUAGUGGUCCACAAGAUUAUAAUUCACCUCAAAGACCUCCUCAUCCUCCUCAUGGAACUCAAGGAAGUUACCAAGGACAAGGUGGAUACAACCAGCAGUAUCCAGGCAGCAAUGAUCAGUAUGGACAACAUUAUCCACCAGUUAGUACUCCAGUUGGUUACCCAAGUGGCCCAGUGAGACCACCUUUAUAUCCACCUUAUUCAAAUGAUGCCGACAGAAAUUAUGGUGGUUCAGUUCCUCCUCCACAAGGCCCACCUAAUACUCCUCAGGGACCUGGCAAUGGUCAAGAUCCAUAUGGACGUGGACCAGUUCCACCACCAUCUGGCUAUCAACAACCACCCAGGUUUCCUGGACCGCCACCACCACAGAAUUCUUCACCUGCUACAGUAAACCAAACACAAGGAGGAUCAGUUUCUACCCCUGGCUAUCCACCUGGUCAGCAACCUCAACCAGAUUAUUAUCGACAAGAACCUCCCGCUAGUCCUGGAUAUCCACCUACUAGUGCUCCGGGUACUUACCCAGGAAAAGGAAUGCCACCUCCACAGCCACGGCGUCAUCCUGAUUUUGCUAAAGAUCAACAAGGUGGUCCUCCCCAGCCAGCUGGUUAUCCAGGUUAUGGUCCUCAGCAACGACCUAUGUAUCCAGGAUGGACAGGUACACCAAAUGCUGCUUCUAAUCAAUAUCCGAGACCUGGAUAUCCACCUGGAUCUCAACCACCACAGAAUUGGUCACAGGGUCCACCACGUUCUAUGCCUCCAUCACACCCAGGACAACCACCCCAGUGGGAACAACAUAGAUAUCCACCACAAGGACAACCUUAUGGUGCUCAACAAAAUCAUUGGGGUCCAAUGGCACAAGCACAAAUGAGGAUGCCUAGACAUGGAUAUCGCCCUGACGGAAGUAAACCGUAUGGACCACAUGGUCCAAUGGCUCCACCACCACAUAUGAAGCCUGGAAUGCCAGGGCAACCAAUGUUUCAAGGCAGUAGUUUAUUGAAGCGAGAAGUUAUUUUCCCUCCUGAUAGUAUAGAAGCUGUAACACCAAUUCUUUACAAACGACGUCGAAUGAUGCGACAUGAUGUUGCACCUGUGGAUGCAUGGCGAUUGAUGAUGUCUUUACGUUCAGGUCUUUUAGCUGAGUCUACUUGGGCCUUGGAUGUGCUCAAUAUAUUGCUGUUUGAUGAUGUGUCUAUACCCUUUUUUGGACUAACACAUAUGCCUGGAUUAUUAGAUGUACUCUUAGAACAUUUCCGGCAGUCACUAGUUGAUAUGCUUGAUACUGAUAUCAAAUCGUAUUGCUGGUAUGAAAAGUCUAAAGUGAUAGAAGAUAUACCAGAUGUUGGUGCUGUAGAUAAUGUAAAUCCAAAUGAAAAAGCUUAUUUCCCAGAUCCUAAUUUCCCAAAUCAACGACCAAUUAAGAGUUCCGCAAUUAUUGAUGGAUCUAAAGAAUUAUUUAUUAAAAAUGGCAAGAGAUCAUGGGAUGUAAUUGAUAAUUAUGACAUGGGAUAUAACAUUGCUGAAACAGAUACAAGUUUUCUUGUACCUUGUUUUCGUUCAGAGUUUGGUCUUGUGCCAUUUGUCAAAUUACUGAAGAGUAAUAAACCUAAAGCAGAAAUAUUAGAUAAUAAGGCAUGUAUAAAAAAAGAAUUAGAUGAUAAAGAGUUAGUACAAAACAGUAUUGACAAUAUUGUAAGUAUAAAAAAUAUUAAUGUACGUGAUCCAAUGGGCGUAUUAAAGCGCAAGAGCAUAACAGACUAUGAAGAUGAAAGUUUCUCUAAAGAUGAAUCAAGCUUGUCAUUAAUAAGCGAAAGCCAAGAUUCCAUUGGUAAACGGUGUGUGUGUAUAUCGAAUAUCUUACGAAAUCUUUCAUUUGUUCCUGGUAAUGAAUUAGAGUUUGCUAAAAGUGGCCCAUUUCUUGGUUUGGUUGGCAAGCUGUUAUUAACACACCACGAACAUCCACUGCGCUCGUCAAAAACUAGGAAUUAUGAUAAAGCUGACGAUGACACAGAGUCAUUAUUCAAUUGUACUACAACAACAGAUGCUGAUACAAUUGAACCAGGCAAUGACGCAAAGUGGUGGUGGGAUUACUUAGACGUUGUCAGAGAAAACUUGCUAGUUUCUUUGGCUAACAUUGCUGGUUAUGUUGAUUUGAGCACAUUCAAUGAAGAUAUUUCACGGCCUAUCUUAGAUGGUCUGCUACAUUGGGCUAUAUGUCCGGCAGCUGCAGGCCAAGAUCCGUUUCCUUCAGCACCACUCUCACCUCAACGACUAGCAUUGGAAUGUUUAUGCAAGUUAUGUGUCACCGAUAAUAAUGUAGAUCUGGUCAUUGCUACCCCACCUUACUCAAGACUAGAAAAAUUGGCCAACGUCCUUACUCGUUUGUUAUGCAGGACUGAAGAACAAGUACUCAGAGAAUUCGCAGUCAAUUUGUUACACUACUUAGCGGCUGCAGACAGUGGUAUGGCACGUACAAUUGCUCUUCAAAGUCCAUGUGUUUCAUUACUGGUAGCAUUUAUUGAACAGACUGAACAGAAUGCUCUGAGUGUGGUAAAUACUCAUGGGCUGAAUGCACUCCGCGAUAAUCCUGAUUCAAUGGGAACUAGCUUAGACAUGUUAAGGAGAGCAGCGCGAAUAUUGUUGCUAUUAUCCAGACAUCCAGACAACAGACCUUUGUUCUUGCAACAAGAGCAGAGGUUACUGUCGUUAGUCAUGAGCCAAAUACUCGAUCAGCAAGUGGCAGCCCUCAUAUCGCGUGUCCUAUUCCAAUGUUCCAGAAAUACGCCGUCUCCUCUCGCCCAAUAACGAUACGAAUGCAAUUUUUAUUCUUCCAGAUUAAUUCUUUUUUUAAAGUUGUAUAACGGUUUUUUUCACUUACUGCAAAUUAAUUUUCUUUAUGUUUAUUUAUUUAUAAUUGAAUAAAAUAGUUUACUAUUUUACGCAAACAAAUUUCCGGAAUCUUUUGUUUUGAAUCAGUUGGAAAAAAAACAAAAAAACUAAGAAAUUUAAAAAUUAUAUAUAUUAAAAUUAAAUUAAAAUCCUUAGACAAAUCAAACAAAGAGACUGACCGUGUGAUUGUUUUUAGAAUUUUUUUCAAGCUAAUCAAUAAUGUUAAUUCCUUUAUUAUUGAGGUUUUGUUAAUAUUUAUAUUAUAGCCUAUAAAUAGUUGACAUUUUCCGCAUAAACAUUGUGUAUAGUGAACACUUUCUUUUUUUUUUUUAAUGUAAAUAAUGUCCCAAAUCAAUUUUUGUGGGGGUUAUUAUUAUAAAUUAGUCAAACUGAUACUUAAAAAAUGUAACAUUGAUUUUUAUUUAUUUUUUUUUUUAAUAUUUCAAAAAAAUAUUUUAUACUUUGUAUUGUAAUGUAUAUAUAAUGUGUCUAUAGAAAAUAAUAAUUAAUAAUUAUAAUGUUGUAAGUGCGUUUAUUUUUAUUUAUUUUUUAAUUUAUCUCAACCUGAAAAAUUAAUGUUAAAUUGCCUCAAAAUGAAUUGUAUGUAGACUAUACUAUUAAUAAUGUAAUAUAAAAUAUGUUAUUUCAAUAAUAAUAAUAAUAAUUAUUAUUAUUAUUUUAAUAUUAUGAUAUAUAUAUAAUUUUUUUUUUACAAAAGAAACAAAUUUUGUUUUAUCUAGAUUAUGAUAUAUUUAUAAAAAAUUUUAGUGUUUAUUGGAACUGAAUGGACACGUUGUAAAUAUUAACGCGCGUGAAUAUUAUUGUCAUGUACAGUUAAGUAUUUUUCUUUUUGUACAAAAAUCGAAGACUACAUAAAACAAUUCGUAUAUUUGUAGAUGUCAGGCAUCAAUUAAAUGAAAAAUAAAUGGUUGACAUUAUUUAAAAAAAAAAA